GUGGUGGCUGAUGCACUUUCAAGGAGGUACACUUUACUUUCCAUGCUUGACGCUAGACUUUUAGGCUUCGAACAUGUGAAAGAAAUGUAUGCUAAUGAUGAUGACUUUGGGAAAGUGUUUGCCUUUUGUGAACAUGCUGCAUAUGAUAAAUUCUAUAGGCAUAAUGGUUUCUUGUUUAGGGAAAAUAAAUUAUGUGUGCCUAAAUGCUCAAUUAGAGAGUUGCUUGUUAAAGAAUCACAUGCUGGUGGUUUAAUGGGACAUUUUGGGGUUGCAAAGACCUUAGAAAUUUUAAAGGAACAUUUUUAUUGGCCACACAUGAAGAGGGAUGUAGAGAGAGUGUGUGCUAGAUGUGUGACUUGCAUGAAGGCAAAGUCCAAAGUAAGGCCGCAUGGUCUAUACAUGCCAUUGAGUGUUCCUAGUGAACCUUGGGUAGAUUUAUCCAUGGAUUUCAUUUUGGGUUUACCUAGGACAAAGAAAGGCCAUGAUAGUAUUUUUGUUGUUUUUGAUCGUUUUUCCAAGAUGGCUCAUUUUAUACCAUGUCACAAGACUGACAAUGCAUCUUACAUUGCUUCUUUGUUCUUUAGGGAGAUAGUUAGAUUGCAUGGCAUUCCUAGAACAAUUGUUAGUGAUAGGGAUGUGAAAUUUCUAAGCCAUUUUUGGAAAGUCUUGUGGGGAAAAUUAGGAACCAAACUUUGUUUCUCCACCACUUGCCAUCCACAAACGGAUGGGCAAACAGAAGUUGUCAAUAGGACCGUGGGCACUCUUCUACGUGCAAUGAUUAAACAAAACUUGAAAGCUUGGGAGGAGUGCAUACCAUUCAUAGAAUUUGCAUACAACAGGUCUAUGCAUUCAUCUACUGGUUAUUCACCCUUUGAACUUGUAUAUGGUUUUAACCCACUAACUCCUUUAGAUUUGUUGCCUUUGCCUACUAAUGAGCUUGCUAGUUUAGAUGGCAAAAGGAAAGCUGAAAUGGUGAAACAAAUGCAUCAACAAGCAAAGCAACAAAUGGAGAAAGUAAAUGAGAGGAGGGCAGCCCAAGCUAACAAGGGGAGAAAGAAGAUGGUGUUCCAACCUGGUGAUCUUGUAUGGGUUCACUUGAGAAAGGAGAGGUUUCCUACACAAAGGAAAUCCAAACUUCAGCCUAGGAGUGAUGGACCUUUUGAAGUGCUAGAGAGAAUUAAUGACAAUGCAUACAAGAUAAACCUUCCAGGUGAGUAUGGUGUAAGUGCUACAUUUAAUGUGACUGAUCUUGCUCCUUUCUAUGCAGAUGAUGACAAUUCGAGGACGAAUUCUUUCGAAGAGGGAGAGGAUGAUGAGGAACCGGUUGCACCAAUUCCACAUCAAGGGCCAAUAACUAGAGCAAUGGCUAAGAAGCUUCAAGGCUUGGUGCAUAAGCACAUCACCAAGUCCAACCUCUUGCAAGAAUUCGGUUUGGACAUGGAAGAGAGAAGCCAACCUUGCUGUGAAGAUAGGGCUACAGGUGUUGGUGUGAUUGGUGGAACACGAGCUAUUAAGGACUGUAGGAUAGGGUUUGCUUCUUCUUACUGUUGCUCUCCAGGUUGUCGGGAUGUUUCUCCUUACUGUGAUGGAUGGGAUGGCUCUCUUUAUUAUUGUGGCCUUACUCUUAGUAUAAUUUCGCCAUUUUCAUCCACCAAGAAGCACCAGUCUCCUACCCUUUUACAUAAUCCCAUUGAUAUAACAAUGGUUAUAUUGAUCCUUGUUGUCCCUGUAAUGGAGCGUAACCUCAUAUGGGCGGUAUUGUCCACCUUGUUCAAGAAUUGCAUUGUGUUUAUUUUUGUGAUUGGGAUUUUUGAGUUGAGAUUGUUGAGUUCCUUUAAAGAACUAAAGGAGAGAACUAAGCGAGGAAAAAGGCAUAGAGAGUUUGAAAGGAUGAAUGUGGUGUUUGGUGACAUUGUGGAUAGGCUUGAAACGUUGGAGAAUGGGGAGAGACCGAAUGAGAGUAGGCAAAAUAAAAGAAAUCCUACACCUCGUGUAGUUAAUUCUGAGGAUGAUAAUAUGGGAUUUGAGAAAGAUAGGCCUAGAAGGGAUAGGUAUGAGAGAAGAUAUCAUGAUAAGAGAAAUAAAGAUAGAAGACCAAGAAGGGAGGAUAGAGGAAGAGAUAGGAUAAAUGAUAAUAUAAGGAGUAUAAAAAUGAAAAUACCUUCCUUCUAA
Messenger RNA from Hevea brasiliensis (rubber tree), 2172 nucleotides. RefSeq lists its product as uncharacterized. Gene Ontology annotation, biological process: DNA integration. Bases 43 to 2172 code for a protein of 709 amino acids. The transcript has 4 exons. Gene Ontology annotation, molecular function: nucleic acid binding. NCBI's taxonomy places the organism in Eukaryota, Viridiplantae, Streptophyta, Magnoliopsida, Malpighiales, Euphorbiaceae. The record is from RefSeq and is a predicted model, not a curated record.